GUCGCGCAGUGUUGACAGUUGACUGCAGUUGACAACCUAUCGUUAAAAUGACUAAACAAUGUGAAUUAUGUGGUGCAAAGUGGUCAAAAAAUUGCAAUGUUUCCUUUCAUUUAAUUCCAAAAGACCCUGUUCUUCGAAAAAAAUGGGUAGACGCUUGCAAGUUACAAAAAUUUAUAAAGCAUCCUGACAAGUUGUCCUCAAUUAAAAUAUGCUCUGCUCAUUUUGAGGCAAACUCCUAUGUUCCAAAUAAUAAUAGUAAUAAUUAUAGAUUUCUUAAACCUGAUGCUGUACCUAGUUUGAAUAUAGAAGAAAAUCACAAUUUGGAUGAAGAAGAAAUUGAAGCUGUUGAUACUUCCGAACAAUUGUUGUGUUAUGUCGAACUUCAAUCGCAAUACUUAUUAAAUCAGUCAAGUGACAAAACGGCAGACUUGAAUGAUAAAAAUAAUGAUAAGGUGGAAGAUCUAAAUGAUUUGUAUGAUGAAAAUACAAUUUUGUUAAUGGAAAAAACAGAAGAAUCGGACAAUGAGAAUUCACACAACGAGAAUGCAGAACAAGAAAUAAGUGGUUGGUUUACACCAAUAAACGAAAUAACUGAUGAUGACGAUAAUAUCACAAAUACCUCGUCAGUCAGGAAAACUGAUAGAAAAAUAAGGCAAUCAGCACAUUUUGGACAACUAACAGAAGAACAUUUUGAUUCGCUGAAAAGUAGGCAAAUUUAUUUAGCUUUAAUGAACAAAAAAUUAAAGGAGAAAGAAAUGAAGAUAAGAAAUCUUAAAAAACAAAACAUGAGAUUAUCCCAAAAGGUUGAAUUUUAUUCUAAAUUGGUCGCUACGUUUAAGGGCAAAAAACUGAUUACAAUAGAAGCUGCAAGAGAAUUACUGGAAACUGGUACACCUGUUCUUGAUGCAUUAAUAAAAAGAAAGUUAGAAUUAGAAUUAGAAGACAAACAAAAAUUGGAAUACACAGAAGACUUACAAGCUUUUGCAAUAACCCUGCAUUAUUAUUCCAGUAAAGCAUAUAAUUAUGUUAGGCAAACGUUUAAUAACUUAUUGCCAAAUUCAAGAACAAUUAAAAAAUGGAUGACCGAUCCCGGAUCUCCAGUAUCCCCAGGACCCACACAACAAGUUUCUGACGACGAAGUUAUGUUUAAUGAUGAUACAGAAGAGAAUCAUUGAGCAUUAUUCAAUAUUAUUUUUGAUAAGAUGUAUCGCUCAUGGAAUUUCUUAGAAUGGAAGAAGAUAUGUGGGACUUAUAAAGUUUGAAUUAAAUUAAUAUAUCAAAAUAAAAAUUUAUCUUUUGCAAUAAAUUUAGUUUUCUUA
Molecule: messenger RNA, 1319 nt
Organism: Wasmannia auropunctata (little fire ant)
Lineage: Eukaryota; Metazoa; Arthropoda; Insecta; Hymenoptera; Formicidae
Exons: 4
Coding region: 48-1175 (375 amino acids)
Molecular function (GO): sequence-specific DNA binding
Source: RefSeq, a predicted model, not a curated record